CACUGCCAUGUCCGAGAUGCUGCCUUUGGAGUUACCACAGCUCCUUCCCACUCAUCUCAACUGGGGACGGUGAUAGAGAAUACGUUCUCGUGCCCGUACCAGCUUCGGCUCAUCAGGAAUUCCAUUGUCUUUUUUCGGUUCACGACAAUCCUAUAGAUUGCAUUCGUAUCUACACAAUUGACGAGGAGGCUGCUCCCUCUAUUGUUCGAGACGUGCGCAUUCACCUAAUCUGCGCUUUUUUCAGAUGGUAGGUAAUGUUCUGGGACAUCUCUCGAGCUCGGAGACAAUUGUUGAGUCAACAUCCUCCAGGUUGCAAUCAGGAUGCGUCUCCACCCGGUUUCAACCGUCAACGCCAGAACCAUCCCCUCUCCGGACCGCGUGAGCAGCCCUACUGGGGUAGGCAGGAUCCCAGCCUACUACUGGGGCUGCUUAUCUGGCGUCGACCCAACAUGUCGAUGAGCACGGGAGGAUUGGAUCAAGGCCAAUUAUUCCCUCCCUCGACGAAUCCCGCAGAACAAAACUUGUCUGCCCCGACUCCAGGAGUGACCGCCAACGCAUCGCUCACACAAAAUCAACCAGCAAAAUACCUCCCAGCCCAACAAAGCCAUCCACCGGUGCUGCCCCAAUCGUACCACCAUCCACUCUACAGGACCCAAUGCUAUCUAAUGACCCGAACUGCCAAGCUCUUCAAGGGUUGGCGAGACGAUUGGUAGAGGUCAACUCUUGCUAUUGGGUAGAAGAUAAUGACGCUGUCUCGAGGGACUUCGGAGGCUUCAUCGGGUGCGUCGAAGGACAAAAGGAAGGAGAAAGACGGACUAGUGGUGCGUCAUCGUCGCUUUCGUUUAGCCAA
Messenger RNA from Cantharellus anzutake, 850 nucleotides. RefSeq lists its product as uncharacterized. NCBI's taxonomy places the organism in Eukaryota, Fungi, Basidiomycota, Agaricomycetes, Cantharellales, Hydnaceae. The record is from RefSeq and is a predicted model, not a curated record. The transcript has a single exon. The coding region runs from base 255 to 713 and encodes 152 amino acids.